UUCAUCUUGUUUUAAGAUUUUCAGUUUUUCGUGGAUUUGCCGUGCGUUUGCAUCGCCCUAAAAUACAUUUUUAGUAGAGAUAUUUUAAAGUUGACAUUUUCAAAAAUAAAUAAAAAAAUUUUAAUAUCUCUAAAUAAAAAUAAAUCUGUGGAAUAAAAUUAAUAUUUAAUUUAAAAAAUGCUUUGAUUUAUUAAAAAUAAUUUUAGUGUAAUUUAAUUUUUAAAAAUUUUUGCAACAGCAAAAAAAUAUAAAAAAAAAGAAUAGUGAUUUUUCAAAGAAUAAAAUUUUUUUGGUUUUGAUUCCGAAAUUUUUUUAGAAAAAUCAUUUCCUUAUAAAAAAAGGUUUACCAAAUACUUAAACAAAAAUGAAUAUUUUACAUCAUAAAAGCUGGCACGUGCGAAAUAAAGAUAACAUAGCACGCGUGAGGCGCGAUGAAGCAAAAGCUGCAGAGGAAACAAAAAAGAAGGAAGAUCAAAUUUUAAGAGCAGAACGUGAAGCUAGAAUUUCUUUUUUAAGAAAUCAGCAUUCUCAAAACAAAAGUAAUGAAAUUGAUAAAACAUUUUUAAAUCAACAGAAAAAUAAUCAAGAACAAGAACCAGGUACUAGCAGUAAACCUGAGGGUCAUUUAAAUCUUUUUACUUUAAAUUAUACGCAGUCGAAGGCGAAUAAGGAACAUGAAAUUGAAAAAAAAGAAGAAAAAGAAAAAUACGAGAAGCAAAUUGGUUAUCUUACGUAUUUAGGUCAAUAUCAAAACGAAAAUCCCCAUCUUAAACGGUGGUAUGAUAUAGCACCAAAACGUUUCAAUCCCGAUUCUGAGAUGAAUGAUGAUGAUGUUAAAGAUGCUGAAAAGAAAAAAUACCAUGAUCCAAUGAAAAUUUUUGUAGGCACAUCAAAAAAUUAUAAAACAGAUGAAGAAGACGCUAAAGAAGAAAAAUCCAAAAACGAUAACAUAAAGAAGUUGAAAAAAAAGAAAAAAGAAAAAAAAAGUAAAAAAGAGAAAAAAAAAUCUAAGGAUAAGAAAAAAUCAAAGGAUAAAGAUAAAAAUAAAAAAGAAAAGCUAAGAUUAAAAGCAAUUGAUAUCCAGAAGUUGAGAGAAGAAAGGUUAAGAAGAGAAGCAAUUGAAAGAAAGAGGGCAGAUGAAUUAUUGAAAAAUUUUUAUAAAACCUAAGAAAUUACAUGAAACUUUUAUUUGGGCCUAUGUUUUUGUAAAACAUACUACCUAUGUAUUUAUGUAUAAUAUAAACUUAACUAACUGUAUAAUGAAUUUAUGAAGAUCUAAAAAUGAUCUCAAGCUUGUAUUAAAUUUAUUUUUAAUAAAACUUACUUAAAGAAAUUACGGAUAGAGUUAAUUAUUGGUUAACUUUUGUUACUUUUUCAUUAGAAAUAUUCGGAUUUGUGGGCAUGCUAAAUAAUGGGUAUGCUAAGCUAAAAUUUGGUUAACGCGUUAAUAUGAUCAUAUGUGUACAUAGUAUAUGUUUAUACAUGACAAUAAAAACUUGAAUGAACCUUCAUGUAUGACUUGGAGUUU
Messenger RNA from Condylostylus longicornis, 1528 nucleotides. RefSeq names its product leukocyte receptor cluster member 1 homolog. Lineage: Eukaryota; Metazoa; Arthropoda; Insecta; Diptera; Dolichopodidae. The record is from RefSeq and is a predicted model, not a curated record. The coding region runs from base 365 to 1168 and encodes 267 amino acids. The transcript has 2 exons.